AUGGCCACCACAACAGCACCAACCUACCUGGACCUAGCAGCCCAAAAGCGCGCCGAGCAACUGGCCCUAAUUCCAGCCGAAUGGCGUCUUUCUUCAAUCCCAUCCGUCGAAUCGACGCCCGACGCACUCGUUUACCUCCGAAGCAUCCUCUCCGCAAGAGAACUACUCCUCACAGAGGAAACAGAUAUAACAGUGCUUCUGCGCAACCUCUCAUCCGGCGAGCUCUCCUCGCUAGAACUAACGACUGCAUUCGCGAAGCGCGCAGCCCUAGCCCACCAAUUAACCACCUGCUGCACGGAGAUAUUCUUUGAAGAAGCCUUCGCUACGGCGAAGCGGAUGGAUGCUCAUUUAGCGAGGACUGGAUCGACGGUUGGUCCUUUGCAUGGACUGCCUGUUUCGAUUAAGGAUUUAUUUUCUGUUAAGGGUGUCGAUACUUCUAUCGGCUGGGUCGGACUAACAAACAACCCCUCCCAAACCGACAAGUCCGUCGCCCAAACCCUCCGCCGUCUCGGGGCAGUCCUAUACGUAAAAACAAAUCUCCCCCAAUCAAUGAUGAUGUCCGACUCAUACAACCACGUCUUCGGCCAAUGCGUGAACCCACUGAAUCGCGCCCUGAUUUCCGGCGGGAGCUCCGGCGGCGAGUCCUCGCUUGUUGCGGCUCGGGGUAGUCCGCUCGGUAUUGGGACGGAUUUGGGAGGCUCGAUUCGGAUCCCGGCUAGUUUGACGGGGAUUUUUGGUCUUUCACCUAGUCCUGGAAGACAUCCUUAUGAGAGGGGGAAUCCCGGCCAGGAUAUCGUUCGCUCCGUUGCUGGUCCGAUGGCUUGCUCCCUGGCGAGUAUUGAGAGGUAUAUGGAGGUUCUGCCGUGUGCCUCGCCUUGGGAAUUAGAUCAACAUACUGCUCCCGUUCCGUGGCGGAGGAGUUUAGCUUCGUUGAAGGCGAAGAGACUCCGCAUUGGCUUUGUGGUAGAUGAUGGCGUUGUCAAAGUUCAACCUCCGAUCGCGAGGGCGGUUCGGGAUGUUAUCGAUGCACUGAGAGCGGCUGGGCAUGAAGUGUUUGAAUGGGAUGCGUCCUCUCAUUCAUACGCCUACUCAUUAUGGGAGAAGGCUAUUUUCUCUGAUGGAGGCGAGGGAUGUCGUAGAAAGAUCGAGAUGACGGGUGAGCCCCUGGUUGAAGGGAUGUUAGUUGGAACUCCGGAUCAUAUAUUGUCUACCUCGGAGACGCAUCAGUUAAACGCGGAUAAGUAUCUCUAUGAGAGUAGCUACCUCGAUCGCUGGACUACAUCCGGCAUCGACGCACUAAUUAUGCCAACGACUCCAUGGGUGGGAUACAAGCCCUGGACAUGGGUGAAAUCCAGCGCAUACGUGGGCUACACUAGUAUUUGGAAUUUACUCGGAUACGCGGCCUUGUCUGUGCCCAUCACGAAUGUUUCUCGGGAACAGGAUAUGCCGGAUCAAGAGUGGUCGGACCAUGUGCCUAGGAAUUCUGGCGACAGGUUUAAUAAAGAGCAGUAUGAUAUCAACCUAGUCGAAGGCAUGCCGGUCGGCGUACAAGUCGUAGGCGGCCGUUUCGGCGAAGAAAAAUGCGUCGCUGUCGCAAAGGCCAUUGAACAAGCCAUGAGAUGGAAGGAUAACGCCCGACCCAGUCUCUGA
Molecule: messenger RNA, 1650 nt
Organism: Penicillium cosmopolitanum
Lineage: Eukaryota; Fungi; Ascomycota; Eurotiomycetes; Eurotiales; Aspergillaceae
Exons: 6
Coding region: 1-1650 (549 amino acids)
Source: RefSeq, a predicted model, not a curated record